AAAUUACUAGAAUUAUGAAUGGUGCAACAGAAAAGUACUGGUGUUGGAGCUCGGUGCCUGGUAGCUGCAGCAGAAAGUUGGACACACCAAAGACACAAACCUCACCUGUGCCUGCCACUCGUUCAGGUGUUUAUUAAUGGAUCGUGUGAAACAUUUCCGGCCACACAGCCGUCCCCGUGCAGCUGGUAGCUUCUUCUUGAUUGUCCGGGAUAACGUAAACAUUGUCACGUGGCACGGGUUUUCCCAGUUUCAGAGGGGGUGCGCGCGGUACGAGUAUCAGGACGGGCCGGGGAAGCGGAGUUAUGCGGAGGAUAGAUGGCUUUAAAGUCAAUAUCUCGGAUCUUAACUACACCGAGAGCUUGAUAUAUUGAAAAUAGACCGAAGGUAGACAAGCUGUUAUGAAAUUAGCGGAUAAAAAUAACAAAUUUGCUGCCUGAGUUGGUUUAUACCCAGCAUAUUGAAAAACACGUAUUAUCCACGAGAUGGCAGCAUUUUAUGUUUUUAAACGCCCUACUCCAUCAGCCUCUACGUGAGUUUGUAGUUAUUUUCAGUUUUAAUCUGCGAGAAAACACACAUACACACAUACACACAUACACAGUGCUGGGGUGAAGACAGCGGUGAGCCCUUUACUGACCCGCGGGCGUGGCUUCGGUGACACUGGUAGAAGGGCGGAACUGUGGCCCCUGAGUUUAAUUUAAAGCAUCCUGGGAUGACCAAGAUCCUCUGCACAAGUCAGCAGCUUCACUUCCAGCGGACUCAGUCGUGUCAUCCUCCAUCCUUCAGCAGGCCUGUGCAGCUGCAGCCAGCAUGUCAAACUCGGACAGGGUUGUGUUAGCUCUAGGAGGAGCGGGGACAGUGGGCUCUGGGAUAGUUAAAGCACUGCUGGACAAAGGUUUCAAAGUCGCAGUGAUCUCCAGGGACAGCAGCCGGCUGGAGAGACUGCGAUCAUUCGUCUCUUCCACCACAAAGGAUAACCUCACCACUAUAGUGGGGAAUGUGGGGUCAGAAGAAGGAGCAGAGCAGGCGAAGCAGGCCCUGCUGAAGGCGGUGGGGAAGGUGACGGACAUCGUCUCCUCUCUGGGCUUCAGUUGGUGGCAGGGGGGACCACCACACACCCAGACUCUCAAAGACCUACACUGGGUAAUUGAGACACUACUCUUCAGCACAUUUGUGUCAUGGAAGGCCUUCUUCCCCUUGGUGAGGGACGACUCCAGCUGCACCUACACCUUCAUAACAGGAGGAGCAGGCGAGAAGCUGCUGAUGCCUGGUACAGGCUUCCUGACAGUAGGAGCUGCCAGCACUCUGGCCUUCUGCCAGGUACUACGCGAGGAGUACCCUGAGGUGCCCUGCAAACUCAACCAGGUGAGACUUUAUACUAUUAUACUAUAAGACUUCAGGUAACAA
Messenger RNA from Morone saxatilis (striped sea-bass), 1404 nucleotides. RefSeq lists its product as uncharacterized. Gene Ontology annotation, molecular function: 2,4-dienoyl-CoA reductase (NADPH) activity. Gene Ontology annotation, cellular component: mitochondrion. The transcript is spliced from 5 exons. The record is from RefSeq and is a predicted model, not a curated record. Lineage: Eukaryota; Metazoa; Chordata; Actinopteri; Moronidae. Gene Ontology annotation, biological process: fatty acid beta-oxidation. Bases 808 to 1389 code for a protein of 193 amino acids.